AUGAAAACCCAACAAUUUUUUAAAUGCAAUUCAUCGACGACGACGCCCGCCGACAACAACGAAUCUCAAAACAAAUCUUCACCAAACAACGACGAUAUAGCCGAACAACAACAUCAAAAAAAUAAAAAUCAAAAUCAACAACAGAACGGUGAUUUAAAUCCAAAAUCACCUGAUGUAAAUUUAAAUAGUAAUAAGAAUAACAACAGUAAUAAUAGUAGCAGCAGCAGUAAUAAUAGUAGUAGCAGUAAUAAUAAUAAUAAUAAUAAUAUAAAAGAUAUGUUUUCAAUUGAUUUUUCAUCUUGGUCAAGGAAUAAAGAUGAAUUGGUAGAUUUUUCAGUUUCAAUGUUUGAGGAGGUCGGACUCAACAAAGAGUUCAACUUGCAGCACGAUACACUGGUUUCCUACAUCUCAACGGUAAAGACCUUCUACAGAGACAAUCCAUUCCAUUCUUUCUAUCAUGCCGUCACUGUCACGCAAAUGGUUUUUCUCAUGAUCUCUCAAACCGAACUUAAAAACUUUUUAUCACCUAUCGAAAAACUUUCAUUGUUAAUUGCAGCGAUAUCACACGAUUUGGAUCAUCCAGGUUUGAAUAACAGAUUCCAAAUCAAUAUUAAAUCAGAACUUGCAUUGCAGUACGAUAACAAGUCUGUGCUGGAGAAUCAUCAUUUGUCACAGUGUUUAAGAUUACUCAGAGAUACCAAGGCCGGUCAAUCACUACUCUCCAGUCUGACAGAGGACGAAAGAGCUAUCAUCUUUGAAAAAGUUAGAAUCAUGAUUUUGGCCACUGAUAUGGAGCAACAUUUCGCCUAUAAACAGAAAUUCGAUGAACUGAUACCUAUUUUCUCGUGGGAUAACCAAGAGCAUAGAGAUUUGUUAUUUAUAAUGUUAUUAAAAUCAGCUGAUAUCUCCAAUGAAUUAAGAUCAUUUGAAAUUUCAAACAAGUGGGCCAAUGCUUUAAUGGAAGAGUUUUUUGCACAGCAAUACCAUUUUGCUUAA
Messenger RNA from Heterostelium album PN500, 996 nucleotides. RefSeq names its product 3',5'-cyclic nucleotide phosphodiesterase (gene pde3). The record is from RefSeq and is a predicted model, not a curated record. Gene Ontology annotation, molecular function: 3',5'-cyclic-nucleotide phosphodiesterase activity. Bases 1 to 996 code for a protein of 331 amino acids. NCBI's taxonomy places the organism in Eukaryota, Evosea, Eumycetozoa, Acytosteliales, Acytosteliaceae. The transcript is spliced from 5 exons.